This is a messenger RNA of Cervus elaphus (red deer), 4756 nucleotides long. It is a transcript of the gene GRHL1, whose product is annotated as grainyhead like transcription factor 1. Gene Ontology annotation, molecular function: DNA-binding transcription activator activity, RNA polymerase II-specific; RNA polymerase II cis-regulatory region sequence-specific DNA binding. Gene Ontology annotation, cellular component: nucleus. The transcript is spliced from 16 exons. Bases 1511 to 3259 code for a protein of 582 amino acids. NCBI's taxonomy places the organism in Eukaryota, Metazoa, Chordata, Mammalia, Artiodactyla, Cervidae. The record is from RefSeq and is a predicted model, not a curated record. Gene Ontology annotation, biological process: regulation of transcription by RNA polymerase II.
GUCGCUCAACCGUGUCGUUCGGCCGCCUGCUAGAACCUCGGAACCGAGAGAUCUAGGGAAAAGUUGAAGUGCUCGGGUGUCCUGGCGUUUUCUCUUUUUUUCCCCUGGCUGACUGUGUGAGUGAGAAAAUUGCUGUUGGAGUUCUUUUGCCGCUUGCAUCAUUGGUGGUAAUUACAGAUUGCUGUAAUUAAAAAUGCUCAGAAAUAUCAAGAAGGAUGAGACUUUGAAAUCAGGGUGGUAAACUAGGAAGCUUUGUCCUUACUAAUAAUGCUUUCAUGGAGCUCGUGAUUGAAGAAAUGUUUUCAUAAACUGUAAGGCAGUAAUGUAAGCCGUUAACAUUAGGAGACACCCGGCGAGGGACGCUUCUGUAUAUCCUUUGCAGCUUUUCUGUAAAUAUAAAAUCGUUCAGAAAAAAAUGCAAGUCGCACCCAACCAAUCAGUUAUAUUUGAGAUCAGUGAAUCCGGGGCACAGCAGUACUUCUCCCAGUUUUGUAAUUAUUUGCUGAGAAUCAUUUUGUGUAAGGGUGCUAUUUUUCUGGAGGAGAGGUUUAGAUAGUAUUAUGUAUGGAACAGCUUAAGUGAAAUAACUUAACCUUGUGUUGUACAGUAUGCAGAUAAAUUAUUGCUUGAAAAUAUAUAAUUCAAGGAGAGGGCAGUGAUGAGCCUUUAGGGACUGUCAUGAGGAAGUAGACUAAAAAAGGCAGCUGGUUUCGUGUUUAUUUCUUGACUUAUAGUUUAGAUAAGGCAUAUUUCCAGAGCUAAAAUUUUGGCCUGAGGCACAGUUUGGAAAUAGUUUAAGACACCUUCAGGGUGAUCACACACAAAAUCAUUUGCAAAGAAAUAUUUAUUUUCUGUUGCUUGUGCAGAUUUGGGAUGGGGGUGGGAGAAGAAGGGAAGCUGAAGAACUAGCAUGAGGGGAACUGAAUGAGCCAAGUGCUGUCAUAUAGUCUUCUGGAAGUAGCUGUUACACUCUUAAUAUUACAGCUUAGCAAGACCCCAGAGAGUCAUCCCGGGGUACCACUGGCUCAGCAGCUCUUGUUCUGUCCUCCUGGUGGCACAAGGAAUGCCCCUUUGUAUAUUCUUAAUUUUUUUUAAAAUUUGAGAUUUGUAGGAAGUCUUCAUUUUUAAACUGAACAUGCACUUUGAACAACCCAUUGUGUUUGUUUUGUGUUAAAAUAGUAUACCACCUUCAAGAUUUCUUUUCCUACCAAAUGUGCACUCCUUGAAAUAAGAUUUAAUUUUGACUGAGGAUGAAUUAAGUUGUUGGAUUUCCUCCCCCCCUCCUUUUUCAGAAUCUCUGUUUUUAAAGGGCCUAGGUGACUGCCAAACCCUAACCUUGUUGAUUACUUGAGAAGAUAAUCAGUCUUUCUACAUUCACUUUUAGAGUAGCAAACGGCCAGUGUUGGUUCUUCAGAAUGAAGCACUUUAUUCACAGCGGCGUUCCUAUACUAGUGAGGAUGAAGCCUGGAAGUCUUUCCUGGAAAACCCGCUCACUGCAGCAACCAAAGCGAUGAUGAGUAUCAAUGGUGAUGAGGACAGUGCUGCCGCGCUGGGCUUGCUCUAUGACUACUACAAGGUUCCGCGAGAGAGAAGGUCAUCAGCAGCAAAGGCAGAUGUUGAGCAUCCUGAGCCGGACCAUAGCAAAAGAAACAUACCAAACGUGACGGAGCAGCCCCUCAUCUCUGCUGGCGAAAACAGAGUGCAGGUGCUGAAGAACGUGCCGUUCAACAUCGUCCUUCCCCACGGCAACCAGCUGGGCAUCGACAAGAGAGGACAUCUGACAGCCCCCGACACCACGGUCACCGUCUCCAUCGCGGCGAUGCCCACCCACUCCAUCAAGACAGAAAGCCAGCCCCACGGCUUUGCUGUGGGCAUCCCCCCAGCAGUGUAUCACCCCGAGCCCACGGAGCGUGUAGUGGUUUUCGACCGGAACCUGAACGCUGACCAGUUUGGCUCUGGCGCUCAACCCCCCAACGCGCAAAGGCGCACUCCAGACUCUACCUUCUCAGAGACCUUCAAGGAAGGCGUUCAGGAGGUUUUCUUCCCCUCGGAUCUCAGUCUGCGGAUGCCUGGCAUGAAUUCAGAGGACUAUGUUUUUGACAGUGUUUCUGGGAACAACUUUGAAUACACCCUGGAAGCCUCCAAAUCGCUCCGACAGAAGCCAGGAGACAGCACCAUGACGUACCUGAACAAAGGCCAGUUCUACCCCGUCACGCUGAAGGAAGUGAGCGGCAACGAGGGCGUCCACCACCCCAUCAGCAAAGUCCGCAGUGUGAUCAUGGUGGUUUUUGCUGAGGACAAGAGCAGAGAAGACCAGCUGAGGCACUGGAAAUAUUGGCACUCACGGCAGCACACGGCAAAACAAAGGUGUAUUGACAUAGCUGACUACAAAGAAAGCUUCAAUACCAUCAGCAACAUUGAGGAGAUCGCUUAUAAUGCCAUUUCUUUCACUUGGGACAUUAACGAUGAAGCAAAGGUUUUCAUCUCUGUGAACUGCUUGAGCACAGACUUCUCUUCUCAGAAGGGUGUGAAGGGGUUGCCUCUGAACAUCCAGAUUGACACCUAUAGCUAUAACAACCGCAGCAACAAGCCUGUGCAUCGGGCAUACUGCCAGAUAAAGGUCUUCUGUGACAAGGGAGCCGAACGGAAGAUCAGAGAUGAAGAACGAAAACAAAGCAAAAGAAAAGGCAAGUGCACUGACCCCAGCUCCCAGUUGAACGCCUUUUCCGACGUCAAAGUGCCGCUUCUUCCAUCUCACAAGCGCAUGGACAUCACGGUUUUCAAGCCCUUCAUUGAUCUCGACACCCAGCCUGUCCUCUUCAUCCCCGAUGUGCACUUUGCAGGCCUUCAGCGGGGUGCUCACGUCCUUCCCAUUGCCUCAGAAGAACUGGAGGGUGAAGGGUCCAGCCUGAAGAGGGGGCCGUACAGCUCGGAAGACGACUUUGUGAUCCCGCCUCCUGCUAAGAUGACCCGGGUAGAAGAACCAAAGAGAGUGCUUCUCUAUGUGCGGAAGGAGUCAGAAGAAGUCUUCGAUGCCCUGAUGCUCAAGACUCCAUCCUUGAAAGGCCUGAUGGAAGCUAUCUCUGACAAAUAUGAUGUUCCCCAAGAAAAGAUUGGGAAAAUCUUCAAGAAAUGUAAAAAAGGGAUCCUGGUGAACAUGGACGACAAUAUCGUGAAGCAUUAUUCCAACGAAGACACCUUCCAGCUGCAGAUGGAAGAGUCUGGGGGAUCGUUCAAGCUCACCCUCACUGAGAUCUGAGGACGCCACGUCCACGACUCCCAGCAAGCUCAGCGAAGCUGUCACCUGGGCCUUUGGGGUUGGCAGGCCACAGGUUCGCCAGUCAGCCACCUUCCAAAUGUGGGUGGAUGUCAGUGGAUGUUGGAGGUGGCGCUGCUUUUGGCUUGGAGAUAGCAUUGAAUGUAUUGCAUUGGCGUUUUUCAGAUGACCCCAGAAAGCAUAUUUGAAUUUUCUGCUAUAAAUACUUAGGAUUAAAAGUGGAACUUUGUUCCAAGAUUUGCUAGGUUACCUGGGUACCUUUAGGAUAUCUGCUACAUUAUUUAUGGAACUGUCUCUUCAGCACGGGUGCACGUCAGACUCGAUGUGACUCUGACUGCCUCAGGUCACGGGUGGGGUGCCCCCAACGGACAGGGGCGCUUCUCUCCUCGGCCUCUCAUUCCCCAGUAAGUGUUUACUCCAACAGGGCAGGUUACCGACAUCUUCCUUUGCGACUGUCUUGAACAUAUCAACUGCCUCUCUUAUGAAGAACCCGAACGGUGACAGUGUGCCUCCGUCAGGCUAAAGCUGCGUGUAUGUAAGUGCAAUACGUCUUGAAGGCCUGUGUCUGUAAAUGUGUACAUACCUGUCUUAUAUAAAUAGAUAAUAUAUACAUGUGGUGUCUGUACAUACAGCGAAGAGACGCGAUGAGGUCUACCCUAAGGACUUUCUUGAGACGAGAGGAUAAGUUAUUUCUGACCACCUACACCCAGCAGGUAGCAUGCUGUGCUUCGUGAACCCCGCUCAUACGCUUUCUCUGGGUUUUCCCAAACACAGCCACCAUUCCGUAGCAUAGCAAAACCUCAGAUGACAGAGAUGCUGCACACUCUUGAGAAGGUUGUUAUUUGGAUGUCUGCACUGUUUAACAAAUGAAGUAAAGGAAAAAGCACUGCUGCAGCUCACGUCUGCUGUGUCUGCUCCUAUUAGUCAGGUGUCCCCAACUGAUACGAGCGGGAAUAAACACAGUGAUCACGGCACACACUGUCGUCACCGUGAACCAGGAGGUGCAACUCGGGAUGGAGUGCUUCCAGAUCUCUGUGCUACAGGAAAUGACUUCUGUUUUAUCACGUUUCAGAACCUCCAGGCUUUGAUGGUCUUGUAUGCUAACAUCUCUAAAAAGCAUUCAUGAGUUUAUGAGACUGUAUUACUAUGGGGAACAUUUUUAUACGUGUUUAAAUAUAUAAAAAUACUAAAGAGUGUAAUUUUGUAAUGGAAAUAAAAAUCGCAGGUAUCUCUAGGUUCAGGGAAGUAGAAUAGGCUAUUUGUAUACAUAGGAUUGAUAGUUACAUUUUCCAUUAAAAUAUUCUAAUGAAGUAUGUGAACUAAAUUGCUGGCUUUCUAAGAUAAGAUGUUAUGGGACACGGGUCAUAUAACAAUAUUUUGUAUUUUGUUUUAUGAAAUUGAUUUUGUCUUGUUUUUAAUUGUAUAAUUGAAGAUGUAUUUUAAACCAAAGGGAUUAAAUUUUAUAUGUCUAUUUCGUAA